Molecule: messenger RNA, 681 nt
Organism: Lizanozyma spartinae
Lineage: Eukaryota; Fungi; Ascomycota; Pichiomycetes; Serinales; Debaryomycetaceae
Gene: PGA43
Product: Pga43p
Exons: 1
Coding region: 1-681 (226 amino acids)
Source: RefSeq, a predicted model, not a curated record
AUGCGUUUAAUUGGUCAUAUAUUGAUUGCUGCCCUUUGGGUAGUUAUGAAUGUUGAAGGAACGGUUUCCAAACAAGUCUCGAAGCAAGUGGGCGAAUACGGAUCAUAUGCCAAUCCAAAUGCCAGGGCCUUUGAUAAGUGCACAGCACAAGAGCUAAUCAAGCUUUCACAAUGUUGCAACGAUGUCCUUGUUAAGUUAAACACCUGUAAGGCAGAAGACUUGGCUUGUGAGUGUUGUGCCUUACAAAGCAUUGAUAAAGAUUGUUAUAACCUUUGUCCGGGUAACCCAUCCGUAAACUUUCUUACUGUAUUGAUUAAUGACUGUUCUUCACUACAAGGGGUCAAUGCUUGUGGAUUACCGUUUAAGAAGUAUAACGAUCCUAUACAGGUAGACCCCUUAAUGGUCUCAGGGAAGAGCUUACUGCAAACAAGCAGUAGCAUUACUACCAUUCCUACACCUACCUCUACCAUCUCUUCUAGUGCUCCUAAUCAAGACACGACUACAGUAGCUUUACAAAACAGCACGGUUGCCACGAAUGAUACUACGGUAUCAUCAACAGGAUCUACUACUGCCAGUUCUUCAAAGGUUGGAGUUGCCAGUUCGAACCUGAACCACGUCGUUAGUUUGAAUUAUUUUGAUAUUGUAGUAUUUGGAAUGGUUAUAUUCUGGUAUUAUAUUUAG